GUACAAGAUUUGUAGUUCUUUGCAAUGCAGUGUUGUGAUUGUGACGAAAGGCAUUGUGUGUAGUGAAGUAUACGCGUUAUGCUAAUGUGCUAAUCUGUUUAUUUAGAAUAAUAAUUUCUUUAUAAUGGCGCCGAAUUUUAGUAGAUUAACUCAACGGACAGAUGUGAAAAUUGCACUAGCUGCCUCAGCAGCUCUUAGUGCAUGGUAUAUUAGGAAUUAUCUAAAGUCAAGCAAAAGCAAAAAUGUUUCAAGAGGUCCAAGAUUGUCUCCGGAAGAACAAAUACAAUAUAUGAUAAAAGAAAAAGACAAAAAAGCACCAAAGGCAAAGGUUGAUGCACAGUUCUGGGCAGAACUGAAAGUGCUAUGGAAGAUUAUGUUCCCAGGACUUUGGUCCAAGGAGAGCGGUCUGAUGGUGCUGAUUGCUAUCUCGCUGAUCUCAAGAUCCAUGUGCGACUUGUGGCUCAUUCAGCAUACCACCUUGAUUGAGGGAUCCAUUAUCACAAUGAAUCUACCCGAUUUCAAGAAAUUCCUAACUCAAUUAUUCAUUGCUAUGCCCAUGAUAUCGUUAGUAAAUAACGUUUUGAAAUGGAGCAUAGGAGAGGCCAAACUGAGAAUCAGGACCAAUCUCACAGUACACAUGUACCAACAAUAUCUAAAAGGCUUCACGUACUAUCAAGUGACGAACCUGGACAACCGGAUAGCGAACGCAGACCAAGUGUUAACGACGGACAUAGACAAGUUCUGCGAGACAAUCAUAGACCUGUACAGCAAUAUCAGCAAACCACUACUGGACAUCGCAAUAUACCUCUACAGACUGAUGACAAACCUCGGCGCUUCUACACCCGGGAUCAUGGUUGCAUACUUAGUAGUUUCAGGAAUCUUCCUAACCUUCCUCAGAAGGCCAACAGCUAAAAUGACAGUUCAAGAGCAGAAGCUCGAAGGUGAAUUCAGAUACGUAAACGCCAGGCUAAUCACUAAUUCAGAGGAAAUUGCAUUCUACCAGGGCAACCAUAGAGAACAGCUGACUCUUCUCGCCAGCUUCUACAAGCUAACGCGGCAUCUGCGCAAAUUCCUACAUUUCAAAGUCAUCAUGGGCUUCAUAGACAAUAUCGUCGCUAAGUAUGUGGCGAUCACCGUUGGUUUCUACGCGGUGUCUAGACCUUUCUUCGCUGUGGACCACAACUUGCUCACCACUGGAACGGACAAUGACAGGUUUAAGCACUACUACACAUACGGGCGGAUGAUGAUAAAAAUGGCGGAGGGCAUAGGUCGCCUGGUGCUGUCGGGGCGCGAGAUGAACAAGCUGGCCGGACUGACCGCGCGCGUGGCGCAGCUGCGCCUCGUGCUGCGCGACGUGCAGCGCGGCGCUUACACCAGGACUAUGCUCGACAGCACCAACAGUAAUGGCGACGGUCCAGCGGCCAUCUUAUCCCCGGGCGCGGGACGCAUCAUCUACCAGGACAAGGUGAUCAAGUUCGACCGCGUGCCGCUCGUCACUCCCAACGGAGAUGUGCUCAUCAAGGAGCUCAGCUUCCAAGUCAAAUCCGGAAUAAAUGUGCUAGUGUGCGGACCCAAUGGUUGCGGAAAAUCUUCCCUGUUCCGGCAGCUCGGGGAGCUGUGGCCGAUAUUCGGCGGGACCCUGACGAAACCACCCAAAGGGAAACUCUUCUAUGUACCGCAGAGGCCGUAUAUGACUUUGGGAACUCUGAGAGAUCAGGUGAUCUACCCGCACACGCGCGAGGAGAUGUCACGGCGCGGCCGCGCGGACGCAGAGCUCGGCGCGCUGCUCGACAUCGUGCAGCUCGGGCCGCUCGUGGCGCGCCCGCGCGGCUGGGACGCUGUGGAGGACUGGAUGGACGUGCUCUCCGGGGGAGAGAAGCAGAGGAUUGCCAUGGCGCGCCUGUUCUACCACGCGCCACAGUUCGCGAUUCUGGACGAAUGCACCAGCGCCGUCUCCGUCGACGUCGAGGGCCACAUGUACCAGUACUGCAGACAGAUGGGCAUCUCACUAUUCACCGUGUCCCACCGCAAGUCCCUGUGGAAGCACCACGACCACUAUCUACAAAUGGACGGACGCGGCGGCUACGUCUUCGAAGAGAUCGACCAAGACACACAGGAGUUCGGUUCCUGAUUCGGCACAUUAUAUUCUAUUGUAACUUGUUAGUCCACAUUUGUAAACUAAAAGUUUUAAAAAGUGGAAAUUCGUGUUAUUAAUAGUGUUCAAGUGGAAUUAAUUCUUCCGAAGUUACCGAACAGCGAAAAAAAUGUCUUCUUGUAACGUAGUUAGGUAAGUUUGGUUACGAAAGUGGAUGAAGGGCUUCGCUAAUCUUAUUUAAAGGUUUAAGUAUACUUUAAACUAAAGUAUGUUUCGUCACGUUCUGACAAUAUCAAAUAUUGUAAAGUGCGAUAGUGACAAAACGUACUUUAGGUUAAAGUAUGAUUUGUGUUUUUAAAAAAUAACAGCCUACUAGCUUUUCCUAGCAGAAAGUAUCUUGUCUGUUUUCACACAAACUUUUGCCUAUAAUUGACCUUAGAUGUUCCACUACCUUCAUGUAAAUUUUCAUCGAAAUUGCUCCAGCAGUUUGGCUGUGCAGACAGUCUUUUCCAGAGUCAUGUACUUUUUAUUUUAAAACCCAAACAGUCAAAACAUGAAUAAAUGUGUCAAAUUUAAUAAAUGCUUCUGACUGCGAUAAACGCCCAGUUUUCUGUAAUAAUAUGCGUUUAAAUUAUGAACAUAAUGUUGUACGAACGUGUUUGAGUAAAAAAUCUGUGUACAACCAGAGAUGGGUAUACUCCCGGGCUCAAACUGGCCGUAAACGUUCUUGCCCGGGUGUAAGCCCAUCUAUGUAUACGUGCUGAUAUUGCAGUCGCAUUCGGUAGGGGCGCGAAUUUGCGCAUAUUUUUGCAUAACAUAGCAUUCAAAAUUUAUUCGUGAAGCUAUAUAGGUUUUCAUUUGAUUGUUUACAUGCACUUCCGCUUUAAAGUAAGAUUCUUUGUGUGUAUGAUAGCCCUUUUCUAUAUAGAAAUAAUAAUAGAGUUUCAGUUACCCUGAAAUUCUCUAGGUUAUUUAUGUAAUACGAGCAUUUCUAAAAUAAAACAUUAUCAAAUCUAUCAAUUAACAGACUACUAAUUCAUACUCAAUUUACACUUUGUGUAUUACGAGUAUUAUUUUUAAUUCCACAGGAGUAGUAUAAAAUAUCAGAUGCCUUUAGGUAACUUAUAAAAUCUGACACCAGUGUUAGCAUAAGAAAUGACUCGCUCGAUAAAAAAGAAAGAAUGUAUGUAUGUCAGCCAAUCAGAUAGUUAUGAGGUUAUUCUAAUUGUUGGAUAUGAAAAUCCUUACGGUGUAAUUAGGACAUAUUUUCAACAUUAAAUAUAUUCUUGAUAUCAUACUCAAGUUUUUCUAGUUUAUAAGUAGACCAAUAAAUUAUUUAUCAAUCAACAAUACUAUGUACUUAUCAAACAAUACCUACAUUUUAACAUUUUGUGAUCACUAAAUGUACAAAAUAUUUAUAUGAGAAUCCAUAUUCUGAUGAAAUACGUUUAUUAUGGAAACUGUUUCAAGUUUAUUUUAUUUUAUAUAGAAAUUCAACGUUUUAUGUAAGAUGUGAUAAUUUAUUAUACUCGGCAAAAUGCUAAUUAAUAACAAUUAUUUACGGUACAGUGCAUAGCACUUCUUCCAUUUUGUUUGCGUAAUAUUAUAUCUAUAAAAUUUUAAUAUAUUUCUAAAUAUAUGUCAUAUAAAUUAAUAGAAUAUGACUCAAAAAUUAAAUGUAAUUUGAUUUUUAUAUAAUUUAAUAAUAAUUUUCUAACAUUGUUCUUUAUUUUAAAUUCUUAUUUGACAAACUAUGCAUAGCAUUUUUUUCAUUCUCUGCUAAGUAAUUUGAAUGUUACCCUAACUUGUAAUAUGUCACAAAACUAAUGACAAUUAUUGUAAAAAACAAGUAAAUUAUACCUUAGAAUAACGUGUAACAUGAAUAACAUAAGUUAGUAUUAUAUGAUUACAUUACUAAAUGUACCAUUAGCUCGACAAGAUAUAACUAAUAUACAUUCGGUGUAUUUAUUUAUUUAAAGUCUGUCUAUUAUGAGUUGAAAAUAAAGAGACUGGCUACUCUAGUUGUUUAUAAUCCAAUAUUGAUCGUCCCAUUUGGUAUUGCAUCAAAAAAUAUAGUUGUUAAAACUCCGCGUAACUCUUUAUAGACAGCUUCAGUAACUCUCUUUAUAGACAGCUACUGUCAAUCCAAAACUGGUAAAUAAAAAAAUAUGGAAAGAUUCAAGAUAUAGCAAUAUUUAUUACAUCAAGCUUCGUAAAUACUAAUUUAUGUUAUCAAUUUAGCGAUAACAAACACGUAUGUACAGAAUGACAAGGAUAUUUGACCCGGGCGGUGAUCAAAAUGAGAAACUUUAAAAAGUUGUUUUUGUAGUAUAUUUUAUUUAUUUUUGUCAAAAUUAAUCUACAUUAACGACCCUCUCACCGGUAUAUAUUUCCUUGUCGAUCAUUAAUUAAUUUGCCUUCACUUUCGUCUGCGAUUAACCUAUGCCGCACCUGUUAUUUUGUUUAACGGCAUCGAUAUACUUAGGCAUCGGCCUUAGGUUGCCGUCGUAUUGAUUCCAUAAUAGCAAAUGUAUUGCCGCCCGCUGUGCCUAUGUUGGACCUUGGGUCAUUAACUAUAUCUAUUCUAAAUUUUAUCGAAAUCGGCCCAUUCAUUUAGUGAAAACGUGACAAAAAGCUUUCGCAUUUAAGUAUAGAAGGAUGGAUUUCUAAACGCAUUGGAAAGUUAUGUCGUGGCUGCUUUGUUAUCUCGUUCUUCAAAGAGCUGUUUUUUUCUUCUAAAUUCUGAUAUGAUGACAAGUGAGAGAAUGAGAGAUGGAACCAGGCGUGUCUACCGUUUGCUUACACAGUAGACUAUUUAUAGACCAUUUUGAUAUCUUGUAGACAAACGGAAGUACCGUUGCAAU
Messenger RNA from Plodia interpunctella (Indianmeal moth), 4959 nucleotides. RefSeq names its product ATP binding cassette subfamily D member 3 (gene Pmp70). Gene Ontology annotation, biological process: fatty acid beta-oxidation; very long-chain fatty acid catabolic process; long-chain fatty acid import into peroxisome. NCBI's taxonomy places the organism in Eukaryota, Metazoa, Arthropoda, Insecta, Lepidoptera, Pyralidae. Bases 125 to 2131 code for a protein of 668 amino acids. Gene Ontology annotation, cellular component: peroxisomal membrane. The transcript is spliced from 15 exons. The record is from RefSeq and is a predicted model, not a curated record. Gene Ontology annotation, molecular function: long-chain fatty acid transmembrane transporter activity; ATP binding; ATP hydrolysis activity.